Myotis daubentonii (Daubenton's bat) is the source of this 959-nucleotide messenger RNA. It is a transcript of the gene PLD6, whose product is annotated as phospholipase D family member 6. NCBI's taxonomy places the organism in Eukaryota, Metazoa, Chordata, Mammalia, Chiroptera, Vespertilionidae. Gene Ontology annotation, biological process: piRNA processing. Gene Ontology annotation, molecular function: RNA endonuclease activity producing 5'-phosphomonoesters, hydrolytic mechanism. Gene Ontology annotation, cellular component: mitochondrion. The record is from RefSeq and is a predicted model, not a curated record.
CGCGGUGGGCAGAGGGCGGGGCGGCGGCGGCACGAGGCGCGGGAAGCGCAGGCGCAGGCGCAGGCGCGGUGGGCAGAGGGCGGGGCGGCGGCGGCACGAGGCGCGGGCGCCUGAGCGUUGGACUGCGGCCUCGGCGGGCAGGCGGGCGGCAUGGCGCGGGUUCGCUGGCAGAUGGUGGCGGUGGCGGCCAUGGGCCUGGCGCUGGCCCUGGAGGCUCUGCCCGCGGCGCUGCGCUGGUUGCGUGUCGGGCGGCGGCGGAGGCCGCGGCACGAGGUGCUCUUCUUUCCGUCGCAGGUAACCUGCACCGAGGCCCUGCUGCAGGCCGCGGGGCCCGGGCCCUCGGCGCCCCCCGCGGGCUGCCAGUGCAGCCUGCCCCACGGCGAGAGCUCGCUGAGCCGCCUGCUGCGCGCCCUGCUGGCCGCCCGCGCCAGCCUCGAGCUCUGCCUGUUCGCCUUCUCCAGCCCGCAGCUGGGCCGGGCCGUGCAGCUGCUUCACCAGCGCGGCGUGCGCGUCCGCGUCGUCACCGACUGCGACUACAUGGCCCUCAAGGGCUCGCAGAUCGGUCUGCUCCGCAAGGCAGGUAUCCAGGUCCGGCAUGACCAGGACCUGGGCUACAUGCACCACAAGUUUGCCAUAGUGGACAAGAAGGUGCUGAUCACCGGCUCCCUCAACUGGACCACUCAAGCCAUUCAGAACAAUCGAGAAAACGUGUUGAUUAUGGAGGACGAAGACUAUGUGAGGCUUUUCCUGGAAGAGUUUGAGCACAUUUGGGAAGAGUUCAACCCUACAAAGUACACCUUUUUCCCACAAAAGAGGAGAAGUCACUGAAGCUCUGCUCUCACUGUGUCUUGGAGUCGGAGGGGAGGGGAGGGUUUAAUGUCAGAACUUCCGGCGCCUCGGGUUGAAACCAGACCAGACGUGCCCGGGCGGCCCGAGAGCGGCCAGUGUGCUGCCUGGAG